Pyrenophora tritici-repentis Pt-1C-BFP is the source of this 1539-nucleotide messenger RNA. Its product is annotated as ProP, Permease major facilitator superfamily. The record is from RefSeq and is a predicted model, not a curated record. Gene Ontology annotation, molecular function: carbohydrate:proton symporter activity. Gene Ontology annotation, biological process: transmembrane transport; carbohydrate transport. Lineage: Eukaryota; Fungi; Ascomycota; Dothideomycetes; Pleosporales; Pleosporaceae. Gene Ontology annotation, cellular component: membrane.
AUGCGUUUUCUCGAGCUUAGGGGCAAGAGCCUCAUUGCUAUCAUUUUGUUGACUUCGGGGUUUGACUUUCUCCUUUUUGGAUAUGAUCAAGGUCUCUUCGGCGGUAUCCUUGGCGGUCAACGCUUCAAGGACAUGCUGGGCAACCCAGACCCGACAAUGACUGGCCUUGUCACAGCUAUUUACGAUAUAGGAUGUGCGAUUGGUGCUGUUGUGGCAUUCGUCUUUGGAGAGAAAAUUGGGCGUAAACGAUCCAUCAUCCUGGCAAACCUCAUUGUCGUCUUCGGGGCUGCAAUUCAGACUGCUAGUUUUGAAUACUGGCAAAUGUUCGUCUCACGCAUUAUUGCCGGCGUCGGUGUCGGGCUCUCCACCGUUGCGGUGCCGAUUCUGCAAUCGGAAACUCUGCCUGCGCAUAACCGUGGCUCCCUACUGGUCGUACAGUCGGCUUUGAUCAUCAUUGGUGUAGCCAUCGCGUCCUGGCUAUGUUUCGCGACACUUUACGCCGACAACUCGCUACAGUGGCGCUUCCCGGUCGCUUGCCAGAUCCUCUUCUCCCUCAUCGUGCUGGCUCUAUGCCCGUUCUUGUGUGAGACACCACGUUGGCUGGCAUCGCGUGGCAAGAUCGAUGAGGCCAAGCAUACGAUUAGCAGGCUUCUGGACAAGCCCAUCGAUGACGAAGAGGUCCAGGGUCAACUCCAGGAAAUCCUCGACGCUAUCGAAGCUGAGAGUAACGAAGAAGAGCCGAGCUGGAGCGAAGUGUUUAGCAACGCCACCAAGACUCGCAACCUACAUCGUGUCAUUCUCGGUAUGGGCCCAUACCUCAUGAACCAAUGGUCGGGUAUCAACGCGCUAUGCUACUACCUCGCAUUCAUUCUCCAGGAAUACCUCGGUUACUCCCCCAGCAUGUCUCUUAUCCUAGCCUCCGUCGCAUUCACCCAAUACGCGAUCUUCUCCUGGCCCCCAUACUUCUACAUUGACAAGAUCGGACGUAGAUGGUCGGUCAUGGGUUCUUCAGCUGGUUGUGCGAUUUGCAUGUUCCUGAUCGCUGGUUGUCUUUCCAAGAACAGCUUCUCUAGCGCCGCCGCAGCUGUCGCAUUCAUGUUUCUCUACCUCGACUGUUUCACCCUCGGAAUCUUACCUGUAUCUUGGUCUUAUUCAGCCGAGAUCCAGCCUCUCCGCGUACGCAACAAAGCCACAGCCGUCGGCGUCUUUUCUCAUUGGAUGAGCAACUUCGUCGUGGUUAUGGUUACGCCCAUCGGUCUUGAUAAUAUCCGCGGCCAUUACUUCUGGGUCUGGGCUGUCGUCUGCGCUUCCUUUGUCCCGCUGACGUAUUUCUUUGGUGUUGAGACGUCUGGACGUACGCUGGAGGAGAUUGACAUCAUGUUCUUCGAGAAGCCAAGAUUGUGCAUGGGACUGAACAAGGAGAACAGGACGGUCAUCAGGGUGAGCAAGUCCGACGAGGAGGAGAGGUACAGGAAGUUUGCGCACGCAAACGAGAAGCAGGAAGCAGUCAUGUCGGAGAGGAUAAGCUCGGACAACUAG